Thamnophis elegans (Western terrestrial garter snake) is the source of this 16413-nucleotide messenger RNA. RefSeq names its product zinc finger protein 462 (gene ZNF462). Gene Ontology annotation, biological process: regulation of gene expression. Bases 6152 to 13792 code for a protein of 2546 amino acids. Gene Ontology annotation, cellular component: nucleus. NCBI's taxonomy places the organism in Eukaryota, Metazoa, Chordata, Lepidosauria, Squamata, Natricidae. The transcript is spliced from 15 exons. The record is from RefSeq and is a predicted model, not a curated record.
GCAUCUGAAAAAUAAACAGUAUAUAGUCACUGAACUUGAAGUAGUAUUGUCCCUGUAGAGAUCUGAAACCUGAUUUCAUCCCAAUUGUUUCAGUGUUCACCAAUUAUCCCACUGCAGCCACAAGUCUAAUUUCCUUGCAACAGACUGGUUAAGUAGUGUUUUCUAUGCCAUACAUAUUAGUCUUGCCUAAACUGGCAUCAUCCGGAUGUAUUAGAUUAAACCUCAAUUCACCCUUGGCAUCAUAACUAUGGAAAUCUUAUAACUGGAGUGCAACAGGCUUGGGGAAUAGUGCUCUACACCAGUGGUUCUCAACCUGUGGUCCGUGGAUCCCUGGGUGGCCCACAAUAUCAAAAGGGGUCUGCGAAGGUUUGAAGAAAUGUUAUGAUUUGAAUCUUGAAUUAGGUCUUGGGAGUCCAUGGCCACAAAAGGUAUUUAAAGUCCGUGGUGAAAAAAAUGUUGAGAACCACUGCUCUACACCAUAGUGUUAUAACACUAUAUAAAGCAUGCUGUAGAAAUUAAUUGUUGAAUCAAUCACAAUCACAAAUUUUGUGAUUUGUAAGGAGGUUUCAACUCUUCAAAUAACAUCUGGAGAAUAGAAUUCUUCCCCUCCCACAGCAAAAGGCAGGAGUAAGUCUGUAUAAAAUACCACUAACUCACAAAACAGAAGUUUUUAAUGAACAUUUUGAACAUAAUCAGUUUUUAUGAUUUUUCCAAUGUCUUAUUUUAUUGGUGUCUAGAGGAGAGCCCCAUAUCUUAUAUAUCCAUUAAGUUAAGAUUUUGAGAUCUUACUUUGUCAAGCACUCUCCCUCUUAAUAUUAUCUGAUCUGUAUCCUCCUUUCCUGCUUUUUAGCAGAUACAGAUUAAAACAUUUAUUUUAAUUUCACUCUUUGGUCUGUAAAAUGGUAUUAAGCUACAUUUCAUACCUUUUUAAAAAACAGUUCAUUUUUAAAUCAAAAUUACUAAUUUUAAUAUAGUUUGAUAAUUGAAAAGCUGUGGAACAAGAUUUUAAAAAUAAUGCAAUUAAUAGAGCCCAAUGCAAAAUGUUUGAAUGAUUAAAUGAUGAGAUCAAGAUGCCAAGCCACUAGGCAUGAAUGAAUCUACAUUUUUUCUUGUUUUUAACAUUCUUUAUUGCUCUUUAAAAAUGCUAAUUGAUUGUAUUAACAUUUUUGUGCUUCUUUUUAAUUAUAUUGGGUUCUCUUGAAAGAUAUUUAUUUUGGAAAAGCAAAAUAAGAAAGAAAUACAUUCCUUUGGAAAACAGAAAUCCUGAGAAUCCCUUUCUCACUUUGGACCCAAAGUGGAUUUGUACAUCUUAAUACAUCUUGUGAAGUAUUAGAAUAAAACAUAUUCACUUCUUGUCUUCCCAGCAUGUUUAUAAUCAUGUAUCUUUAACCACAUAUACCUGCAUGAAUAGAUUUCCACUUGCAUAUUAUCUACUUCCUUGUCAAGCAACACAAACAAAAUUCACACCCAUGUUAUAUCCAAACCAGCACUUAUUGCACACAUUGUAUUAUAUAAUUCUGGAGUUUAAUUCCAACAAGGACUUCAAUGUUUAUUUGCUUCUGUUUGUAUGGUUGAUGGCCUUCAGUAAAAGAUAUCCCAACCUUUCAUGCAAAUCUUAAGUUUUGUUCUGUUGAAAAGUCUACUCUUCUAUCCACCACAACCGCUUAAAGUUGUUUUCUGAAUGGAGGUAUUGGAAUUUUCCUUUAAGAGCGAAACCAUUUGUCAAGUUGAUCAGAAGGAGAACAUCUCUUAAUUUUGGAGUAAUACCCUGGUUUUGUAACAGUGUUUGUAGAGGUCUGCUGAGGAGUCUCAAACCUAUGUUGAGUUUGUUCGUAUGUAUAGAUACAAAAACUUCUUAAAGUCUUUUUUUUUAGUAACUAGAUAUUCAAGUAUGAUCUUCUUUAUAUAUACCUUAGGAAAUUUCAACCCUCUCCCAUGAAACCACAAAUUGCAGCUUGGUACCGGUAGUUGCUCCAGUAUUCAUAAGCUCUUUUUAACUAGCUAUCAAUCUACUUCCUUCCUUACUUCUGCUCCUUCACCACAUUAAACCUAUCAGAGGCAGUUGGCCUCCACAUAUUAAGGCUUCUCUUGGGCUCAAGGUCACUGCACUAAGUCUGGGUGCUUUUCUAGCUAUAUAGUCACAUCCUGUCACCCAUUUCCUCUCUGUUUCUCUCAGCACUACUACAAAGGGCUAUUUUCCAUUACUUUCAUAAAGUCAUCAGACUAAAUAUUCUAAAUAUUUCAUGCCCAGAAAAACUUAAGGUGAGUCUAUAAUGAGAAGGUACAAUUAACAUUUAGUAUGGUUAUCAUUUGUUGGUUUUGUGCAAUUUAAACUGAGAUAGGUUUCUAUCAGUUCUUUACUUGUGAAGCAUUCUAGAAUUGCACACACACGAACAGUCACUGUUAACACUAACCAUUAACCAUUGUUUCCCAUUGUGAUGUUCUUCAAUUGAACUUUGGAUUGGAGAAGAUUUGCAAAUGAUUUUGAGCAAAUUUUGUUGCUGCCUAUGCAUAGAACCAGAACAUAGUUGAAACCAGAUAGCAGGAGGAAAUUCCUUACUAAAAAGGGAGCUGCCCAUUGCAAAUCUAGUUUCUGAUUGGCCAGUUUUCAGGAGAUAGUGCUGUGUUUGCACUAGAUCUAAUAUGGAUGAUACAGAGAUGACAGUUCACAAUAUUUUUGAAAUUGUCAACAUAAUUUGUCCUAAAGACACUGUAUGUAAUAGACUUAACUGUCAAUCUAAGGUAGCAAUAGGAGACUUUGCAUUAGGACUGCUAGUGUUUCCUGAUUUAAAAUAAAAAAUUCUGUAGCAGGGAAAUUGUAAAAAAGAACAAAAAAGAAAGAAUGCACUCGGUAUGAUGUUGCUUUCGGUAUUUCAGGUUCUAUUUCUUGAAGGUUUUGUAAGAUUUAUAAUUAGUUGGCUGUUGAAUCACAUUGCUGUUUCAAUGCUUAUUUUGGGUAAUGUCUCUCCAGCAUAAGGAGGGGGGGUGGGAUGAGAGCAAUGCUGUGGCCUUCUGGAUUCUAUUAAGAGAUGUUUGCUCAAAUGUAGGGAGAAUGCAAAACUUCUGUACAAUUGUAUCUUUGGAGGAUUCAUAACAGUUUUUCUCUCACCAAGAAUCCUUCCUUCCUUCCUUCCUUAUCCUCCUAUAUGGAACUUGAGAUACUUCUUGAGAUGGAUAUUAGAAAAAUGACCAGCAUAUUUUUAUUUAAAUAAACUGUAAUUAUUCCCCAAUCAAUUCUAGUGUUUGUGUGUGUGUGUUUUGUCAUGUUAAGUAAGAAGACCUGUGUUUGAAGGUUGAAAGAUUUCACAUACUGAGUAAUUUUAAACAAUGGCUGGGAUACAUAGAAGUCUAUCAGGGUUAGGACACUACAUCUUUUUACUCUUUGUUUCCCUCUAUGAAAUCUCUAAUUUUUUACAUCACGUUACAAUAUUCAAAUAUGUUAUCUUUUAAAAACAGAAAAAGUUUCUAAACUUGGAAGCAAUUUUAUUAUUCUUUAAUCUAGGAUGCAAAUAAAAUGGAAUUAGAAUUUUAGAAAAAUGCUGUUUAAGUAUUUAUCUGAAUGUGUGGGAGACCUAAAUUAUUUUUGUGUUUGCUGAAUUAUAGGUAUAGCUUUCUGUAUGAUCAGGAAUUGAAAGAAAUAAGAGUUCUGAGUUGCCUUGAUAGGUCUACUUACAUUGGAACAAAUAUGAUUUCCUUUCCAGAUUUCCCACUUGACUGAUAAUGGAGCUGAGCCCUGUGCCCUACCCCAGUCUUCACAACCUUAACAACUUUAAUCUACAUGAACUUCAACUCCCUAAAUUCUCUACCCAGCCAUUGGGGAAUUAUGGGAGUUGAAGUCCACAUGUCUUAAAGUUUCUAAGAUUGAAAAACACUGCUCUAGACUUUGAGCUCUCCACAUUAAGUGAACAUCUAAAUGGGAUUAGAAAAUAUGUGGUACAUUAAUGCUCUCAUACAUGGUUGCUUCAGUGCCAUGUAAAGCUCUUUGCAAACCUCUUUAAUGUCUCUUCAAUACUUAAUCACUCCAAAAUGUUACCUAAUGCUAAUUAUUAGAAUGGUUGCAUUAAGACAGGGAUAUCAAACUCGCAUCGUCACGGUGUUGUCACGUGAUAUAUCGGGACUUUCCCCCCUUCACUAAACCUGGCGGGGGUGGAGGCAGCACGUGAUGCAUCCAGCCGUGGGCUGCGAGUUUGACGCUCCUGCAUUAGGAAUAAGCAAGUAGUUGUUUAUUAAAUAAGAGUAAUUGAAAAAUCAGGGCAUAAGACAUCCAUGGUGGCCCCAGUGCUUAUUGGCACAUUGGGUGCCAUACCAAAAAUUCUUGGAUGGCACUUUCCAUCUGUCAAUUGCAGGAGGCCAGAAUGCUUGGAUCUGCAUAUAUACUACACUGAUAAUAUCAGAACAUCCUAGGUUCCUGGAAAGAAUUUGAUGCAUGUGAAGUUGAACACCAGUUAAGGAACUGGUAGCUGUGACUUCACCUUGUUGUGAACAAAUAACAAUGAUGCUAUUUUUAAGUUGGCAUAAAUUUUCUUUUGGAUGCCAAAUUUUUAACAAAUUUUUGUUUGGCAGCCAGGUUUUGAAUAACUUUCUUAGUCUUUUGGGUUUCUUUAUUAUUUUGUUUUUGUAUAAUCCAUAAUAAUAUGGACAGUAUGCCACUGCUGCCUUUGUCAUUAUGGACAAACAUGCCAAUAUUGUUUCCAUAUAUCUUCUUUCAUGUGCAUCUUGACAGCAUAUUAACAUCAGCAGUGAAAAGCUCCAUUCUUUGGCUGACAGAUGGUUCUCCCUGCUCUCUUAUCUUCCCUAGACAAAGAAAAAUACAGACACACUAUUUUGACCACUGAAACCACGUAAGGCCUUUGGAGGAAGCUCAUCUCUACCUUCAAAUGUUCUAGAAGUAAUAAAUAAAUAAAUAAUAAGGAAAUCGUUUCUUCAGAUUUUGGUGAAAACAUGAAACUGAAGACUGCUCAGAUGUAACUGGCCAUAAAGUUAUUAAAGUCAGAGGCACUGUCUUGAAAGUUAAGAGAGUAUAUGUUAAAUAAAUGCAUGCACACAGUCCUCCAGCAUGGUUGGGUUUUUUUGUUUUGUUUUUUGGAGUGGGUGGGUGGGUGGUGGGGAGAAAGAUCUCCUUUAAAACAAACAAAAGCUGAGCCAGCAACAUCUUGCUAUGAGAAUCCAGGUGUCAGGUGUGCUUUUUCUUCAGCUCAGAGCUUCUGCUCAGUUCAGCCAGAUCUGUCCUGGGACAGUUGUCCUUGUUAAUAGUUGACAAUUGCAUUACCCUGCGUUCUUGUUUUGCUACAGAACAAGUAGAGUGUUUGGUCUGAGUGAUUUACUCAUGGGCAAGCCAGAGUUAAUAACCUUUAGAAGAAGCUUCAAGAAAAUGCAACCAUGUGGUACUGACAACUCUCACUUGCUUUUUUUAACCUUGUAGGGAGAUAUUUCAUUUGUUAUUCCCCCACCCCUCUCUCUUCUUCCUUAUGAUUCCUAAGCUGAUGUGAGAACUUUCUAAACAAGGAGGAACACAGCAGAGAAAGUCCUGCUUCUUUCUUCCCCUUUUCUUUCUUUCUUUUCUUUUCUUUUCUUUUUUCUUUUGGUUCCUUUCAGUCCUUAAAGGAAGACUCCAUCCGGUAUGUAAAGGAAGAGAUUCCCCGCCCGUUUUUUUUUUUUCUUUCCCCUUGGUUUCCACACACAAUGGAGCUUUCAAGAGAACCUCUCUCCAAAGGAAUAGCUGCAGCCUUUGUGUUGAAGGGUGUGCCUAUUGGCAAGGCUUGCUAAGCAGACAGCUUGGCUGGUGAUUAACAAAGGUCAUUAGACUUUGGAAUCUGGCAGGCAGAGUCAGAUGGUAUGUCUUCUGUGGAUAGAAGAAUGACUCCCAUGAGGUUAAAGCGCAUACUGUGGAAGGCUUUCCCCCUCCCUCUUCUUCUUUUCUUUCUCCUGGUUCUCCGUCUGCCUCCCUUUCUUCUAUCCAUCCUGUCUUGAAAUAAUAACAAUAGUAAUAAUAAUAACAAUCUGGUUGCAUUACUGCUUCUUGCUUUGCUUUGGACCGGGAGGCCACCUGGCCAGAUCUUUUUUGCUUAAGCAAAGACUGUUGCUGAUGGAUCAUUGAGGGUUGGAAGAACCUUCAGAGGUUUUCCUAAUGUAAAGCUUAGCAACAAAGAUCAUGGAGGUGCUGCAGUGUGACGGCUGUGAUUUUCGAGCGCCUUCCUAUGAAGAUCUUAAAGCUCACAUCCAGGAUGUUCAUACUGCAUUUCUGCAGCCCACGGAUGUUGCUGAAGAAACUCCUAGCCCAUCAAGAUUCGGUUCCAUGAACAGUGACCCGGCUGAGGUGGAGUAUUCUUUGGUAAAAGAUGAAUUUGCAGUGGCAGAUGGGAUGGCAGGGCAAAAUGCAGCUCAGCUGGGAACUGGCAAUUACUACAGCCAUAGCCAGGGUUAUUAUGGCCAACAUAUGCUCUCCAAAUCAGCAAGCAAGUUUUUCCAGUGUAAAUACUGUGUACGUUAUUUCCGAUCCAAAAACCUUCUUAUAGAACAUACCCGGAAAGUCCAUGGUGCUCAGACUGGAAGCUCCCCAACUGGAUCCACAGGUGCUGGUUCCUUAAACUACAACAUCAUGAUGCACGAGGGCUUUGGGAAGGUAUUUUCAUGCCAGUUCUGCACCUACAAAUCUCCAAGACGUGCACGGAUUAUAAAACAUCAGAAGAUGUACCACAAAAACAGCCUGAAGGAGAGCUCAACCCCUCCUGCUUCUUCUGCUGCUAUAUCUGAAUCAACUUCUACAUCUGUUUCGAUGCAGGAUUCGUGCAAGGAGCUUCCAGCUGAAGUUGUUGAACGUAGCAUUUUGGAGUCUAUGGUCAAACCUUUAACCAAAUCAAGAGGCAACUUCUGCUGUGAAUGGUGUACCUACCAGACGCCCCGAAGGGAACGUUGGUGUGAUCAUAUGAUGAAGAAGCACCGAAGCAUGGUAAAAAUACUGUCCAACCUGAGGCAGCAACAGGAUGGGACCAACAUGUCAGAUGUUGUAAACAAGAGUCCCCCAAGCCCUCCCCCAAACUCUAACUAUAUACCCAUGAAUGCUUCUGGGCGAGAGAUGCCCAAUGCAACUGUCCCAAACUACAGAAGUUCAGUAAACAAUUCUCUUAUCAGGUCCAACGCCUCUCCAAAAUUUUCCUCUGCUUCCUAUCCUCAGAUGAAACAUAAGGCUCCUCACAACUCGGGCAUUGUUAAUUUGUCUGACCGAUCUCGCUAUGGAGUUGGUGACAUGGCAAAUUCUACUGAUCUGGAUACCAACAGUAUGCUGAAUGACUCCAGUUCGGAUGAUGAGCUCAAUGAAUUAGACAGCGAGAAUGGGUUGAACUCUAUGGAUCACCAAAGCUCAGGACUAACUGCUGAGCAGCUGAUGGGAUCUGAGGGCCACAAGUUACUGGAAACCAAGGGGAUCCCCUUUAGAAGGUUUAUGAAUAGGUUCCAGUGUCCUUUCUGCCCUUUCCUUACCAUGCAUCGGCGAAGCAUCUCUCGCCACAUUGAAAACAUCCACCUCUCUGGAAAGACAGCCGUCUACAAAUGUGACGAAUGUCCUUUCACCUGCAAGAGCUCUUUUAAGCUUGGUGCUCAUAAGCAGUGUCAUACUGGCGCAGCAUCGGACUGGGAUGCCGUGAAUUCCCAAACUGAAAGUAUAGCUUCUUCUUUAAACGAAAGUACAGUAUCCUACGAAGGGGGGAAUAUAAAUGGCAGGAAAUCUGGGGGGAUAAUGGAUUCCAUGCAGCAACAGCAGCAGUCUCCCCAGUCCAAUUCGCAGCAUCCGUAUAAAUGCACCAUGUGCAAUUAUUCCACCACAACUUUGAAAGGCCUUCGGGUUCAUCAGCAGCACAAGCACUCAUUUUGCGAUAACUUGCCAAAAUACGAGAGCCCAUCAGCAAAUACCCUGCAAGACAGCGAGCCCGAUGCUCAUGCUUCUCCCAGCACUGUGAAGAAAAGCCAGACCUCAAUUCUUGGACUGUCUUCUAAAAACAACUUUGUAGCAAAAGCCUCUAGGAAGAUGUCCAAUGACUUUCCCUUAGAUCUGUCCCCAGUCAAGAAAAGAACCAGAAUUGAUGAGAUUGCCAGUAAUUUGCAAAGCAAAAUCAAUCAGAACAAGCAGCAGGAAGAUGCAGUCAUUAAUGUGGAGGAUGAUGAAGAGGAAGAGGAUGACAAUGAAGUAGAAAUAGAAGUAGAACUGGACAAGGAAGAAGAACAAACAGAACCACUGUUGGAAAUAGCGGCAUUUGCUUCCCAGCAAAUAUGGGGAAGAGACCCAGAUGAUCCUCAGAAAGAGCCCAGCUACAGGAAUAUCCCCCAUGAUUACAGCUCCACCAAUGGGGCAGAAAUUGAGCUAACUAUAUCUGAAGAUGAGGAAGAAUAUUAUUGUUCUUCGGUGGGUUUGAAGGAUCCAGGACUGAAUUCAUCUAUUCUAGGCAGCCAGGCAAGCCUAUAUGGAUCUGAUCAAAACAAUGAGAAUUCAGAUUUUGGUGAUUCUGGAAGGCUUUACUAUUGUAAACACUGUGAUUUCAGCAACAAAUCUGCCAGGAGUGUCAGCACUCACUACCAACGGAUGCAUCCCUACAUUAAAUUCAGCUUUAGGUAUAUCCUUGAUCCCAACGACCACAGUGCAGUGUAUAGGUGUCUUGAAUGUUACAUUGAUUAUACAAACUUUGAAGAUCUGCAACAGCAUUAUGGUGAGCAUCACCCGGAAGCCAUGAAUGUAUUAAAUUUUGAUCAUUCUGAUUUGAUCUAUCGCUGUCGCUUCUGCUCUUACACCAGCCCCAAUGUUAGGAGUCUAAUGCCGCACUACCAAAGAAUGCAUCCGACUGUUAAAAUUAACAAUGCCAUGAUAUUCUCAAGUUACGUAGUGGAGCAACAAGAAGGGUUAAGCUCAGAAUCGCAAACACUGAGAGAGAUACUGAACUCUGCUCCAAAAAACCUGUCUACUUCGACCCCAGUUGCACGUGGGACUUGUGGCAUACCUGCUGCUUUUAACAAAAGUUCUUCAAAGGGCAACAGCCCCGAAUCUGAAAGCCAAAAAGAAUCAACAGUUAACAGUGUUGUAGUUUAUGAUUGUGAUGUCUGUUCCUUUGCAAGUCCCAACAUGCAUUCUGUCUUAGUGCAUUACCAGAAGAAACAUCCAGAUGAGAAGGCUUCAUAUUUUAGGAUUCAAAAAACGAUGCGUGUGGUGUCAGUAGAGAGGGGUUCUGCCCUGGCUCAGAUGGCUUAUGAACUAGGGUCACCUGGCUCUCCCAAAAUGUCACCGUUACCACCUCCACCACCUCCAGACCUUACCACUGAGCUUUACUACUGCAAACAUUGCUCUUACAGCAACCGGUCAGUGGUUGGGGUACUAGUGCACUACCAGAAAAGGCACCCAGAGAUAAAAGUGACUGCCAAAUACAUUAGGCAGGCACCCCCAACUGCUGCAAUGAUGAGAGCUGGAGAGAUACCUCCUGGUGUUCGUAGACCUACAAUGCAGCACCUGAAUAGGGACAAUGCAGAUGGUGCUGUAGCUCCAGCAGAGAACGAGAUGUUCUUCUGCCAGCACUGUGAUUAUGGAAACCGGACUGUAAAAGGGGUCCUUAUUCAUUACCAAAAGAAGCAUCGUGAUUUCAAAGCCAAUGCAGAUGUGAUUAGGCAACACACAGCCACCAUCAGGAGCCUCUGUGACCGGGGUCAGAAAAAUUCCCCGGGUGGCUUACAAAUUCCUACUUCUGGUUCUGAGCAAGAAAGGGCUAAGUUAAGAGCUCUCAAAUGCAGGCAGUGUUCUUAUACAUCUCCUUAUUUCUACGCACUGCGGAAGCACAUUAAAAAGGACCAUCCAAGCUUGAAGGCUACUGUCACAUCUAUUUUGAGGUGGGCGUUUUUGGAUGGUUUAAUAGAAGCUGGAUAUCACUGUGAAUGGUGUAUCUAUUCUCACGCAGAACCCAGUGGCCUGCUAGUGCAUUACCAAAGGCGACAUCCUGAACAUUACGUUGAUUACACAUAUAUGGCAACAAAACUCUGGGCAGGGCCAGAUCCUUCACCUCCAGCCUUACUAAUACCAUCAGAAAUGAAAAUAUAUAGAUGCAGAGACUGUAUUUUUGAAGCCUCUUCCAUUUGGGAUAUCACUAAUCACUACCAAGCUUUUCACCCUUGGGCUAUGAAUGGAGAUGAAUCGGUGUUACUAGAUAUUAUCAAGGAAAAAGAUGCUGUGGAUAAAAUGAACCCAGUAUCGGAUGGUAUUGGUGCCAGAAUAAUUUCAGAGGAUCAUUUAGCAUUGCCACACGGGGACCCAGAUACCGAAUACGCAGAAGAGUCAAACCUUUCCCAAGAUAAAGCUCUUCAGCUCACCUCGGUGAACCCUGCAAUAUCCUCUACACCAUACCAGUGUACAGUGUGCCAGUCUGAAUAUAACAAUUUGCAUGGACUUCUCACCCAUUAUGGAAAAAAACACCCUGGGAUGAAAGUGAAAGCUGCAGAUUUUGCACAAGACAUUGAUAUUAAUCCAGGAGCGGUGUACAAAUGUAGGCAUUGUCCUUACAUUAACACACGCAUCCAUGGCGUUCUUACACAUUACCAGAAGAGACACCCUUCCGUGAAGGUCACGGCAGAGGAUUUUGUGCAUGACGUGGAGCAGCCUGCUGACAUGAGCCAGAAUGACGUGGAGGAAACCAGCAGGAUUUUCAAGCAAGGGUAUGGUGCUUACCGAUGUAAAUUGUGCCCCUAUACGCAUGGCACUUUGGAGAAGCUCAAAAUUCAUUACGAGAAAUACCAUAACCAGCCUGAAUUUGAUGUAUUUGCACAGUCUCCUCCGAAAUUCUCUGCCUCCCUGGAGCCCGAAGUUCUCACUGAAAUUAAGCCCUCCCCUGAGAUGACUCCAGAAGAUCUCCUCGGAGACGAUUCACUGCCAUCUUCCCACUUCUCCGGUUCCCAUUUGGUUUCUCAUACUGUGUUCCGCUGCCAGCUUUGUAAGUAUUUUUGCUCUACUCGGAAAGGGAUAGCCAGGCACUACCGAAUAAAACACAACAAUGUUCGGGCACAGCCAGAAGGCAAGAACAACCUCUUUAAAUGUGCCCUGUGUUCCUACACAAACCCUAUUCGUAAAGGUCUGGCUGCUCAUUACCAGAAGCGGCACGACAUUGAUGCUUACUACACGCAUUGCUUAGCAGCAUCAAGGACUAUAAGCGACAAACCCAACAAAGUGAUCAUCCCCUCACCCCCCAAGGAGGACUCUCCUCAGCUAAGCGAGGAACUGAGAAGGGCGGUGGAGAAGAAGAAAUGCUCCCUCUGCUCUUUCCAGUCCUUCAGCAAGAAAGGCAUAGUCUCCCACUACAUGAAACGCCAUCCCGGAGUAUUCCCUAAGAAACAACAUGCCAGCAAGCUUGGGGGUUACUUCACUGCGGUGUACGCGGACGAGUAUGAAAAGCAGCAACCUCCCCCAGAAGAGAGGAAUGAUUUUGAGAAGCCCGAAUUGGAGGUGGAGGCUCCAGAGAUGGAGUGGCUUCCCUUCCGGUGCGUCAAAUGCUUUAAGCUCUCCUUCAGCACAGCCGAGCUGCUCUGCAUGCAUUACACUGACCACCACAGCAAGGACCUGAAGAGGGAUUUUACCAUCCUGGGAAGUGGGGCCCGUUUCCAGUGCAGGCACUGUGAUAGUAAGCUGCAAAGCCUGGCGGAGCUGACCACGCACUUGAAUGGCCACAAUGAGGAAUUCCAGAAACGUGCCAAACGCCAAGAGAGGAGGAAGCAGCUUCUGAGCAAGCAGAAAUAUGCGGAUGGUGCUUUUGUAGAUUUCAAAGCAGAGAGGCCUUUUGGCAGCUUGGAAGAAGUUUCAAAAUUAAAAGAGAGGAAGGUGGUAGGAUACAAAUGUAAGUUCUGUGUCGAAGUUCAUCCGACUCUUCGCGCCAUCUGCAAUCAUCUUCGUAAACAUGUCCAGUAUGGGAAUGGUUCCUCAGUCUCUACUGGAGUCAAGCAGGAAGCUGAAGAACCUUCACAUGCAGCUUUCUUGGAGGGUAUUGAGGGAGCCAAAGACCAUAUGGCCACUAUGGAACUUGCAGAAGCUGAAUCUGGACCAUCACUGGAAGAUGAAACCAGACCUGGUGGCUACCAUUGCAGCCAGUGUGAUCGGGUUUUGAUGUCUAUGCAGGGUCUACGAUCGCACGAGAGGAGUCACUUGGCCUUGGCCAUGUUUACUCGCGAAGACAAGUACAGCUGCCAGUACUGUUCCUUUGUUUCUGCAUUCAGGCACAACCCUUCAGGAGACUCAUAUCCACUCUUCUGGCAGAGUUUGGAUCGCCAUAUGCAAGCACACCACGGACAUCACAAACCAUUCCGCUGCAAACUCUGCCCUUUCAAGUCCUCCUAUAAUAGCCGGCUGAAAACUCACCUACUCAAAGUCCAUGCUGGUGAACAUGCGUACAAAUGUUCCUCCUGUUCAUUUUCCACCAUGACAAUCAGCCAGCUAAAAGAGCACUCCCUGAAAGUGCAUGGGAAGGCAUUGACACUACCAAGACCACGAAUUAUCAGCCUUGUAACCUCGCAUGCUCAACAUGCCUCCAAGAACCACACUACUGCUGAAGAAGUGGAAGACUCGAAUGAUGCUUACUCAUCAGUCUUGGGGAGCUGGGGGGAAUGUUGGAACCCCAUCUUGAUGCAUGUGCAGAGGGCCAGGCUUCCUUCCAAAAGUCUUUGCUGUAGAAGAAGAAUCACAGUUAGAGAUUCUUCCUAUUCAGAGCCUCCUGAUGUCCAGCAACAACUGAACCACUAUCAGUCCGCAGCCUUGGCAAGGAAUAAUAACAACAUUAGCCCCGUUCCACUUUCUGGAGGAGACCAGAAAGCCGAAGCCAUCCUUAACUGUGAAUUUUGUGAAUUCACUUCGGGUUACAUACAGAGCAUUCGCCGUCAUUAUCGUGACAAACAUGGAGGGAAGAAGUUGUUCAAGUGCAAAGACUGUUCAUUUUACACAGGCUUUAAAUCUGCUUUUACUAUGCAUGUGGAAGCUGGGCAUUCAGCAGUUCCAGAGGAAGGACCCAAAGAUCUCCGUUGUCCUCUCUGUCUCUACCACACCAAAUAUAAACGGAACAUGAUCGACCAUAUUGUCCUUCAUAGAGAAGAGCGAGUGGUUCCCAUAGAAGUUUGCCGUUCCAAGCUGUCCAAAUAUUUGCAGGGAAUCGUUUUCCGCUGUGACAAGUGUACCUUCACCUGUUCCAGUGAUGAGAGUCUACAGCAACACAUAGAGAAGCACAAUGAGCUGAGACCUUACAAAUGCCAACUCUGCUACUACGAGACCAAGCACACGGACGAGCUCGAUGCUCACCUUCGCGAUGAGCAUAAGGUGAAUCGCAAUUUUGAGCUGGUUGGACGGGUUAACUUAGAUCAGUUGGAGCAAAUGAAAGGAAAAGAGGAGAGCUCCAGCAGUGAUGAGGAAGAAAAGGAUGAGGAGAUGAGCCCCGAGACAGAAGAGAGAGGGAACAUGAGGUUUUCAGAAAACGGUCCUCCUGAAAAACGCUUCCCCUGUGAAUUUUGCGGGCGAACAUUUGCUGAAGGCUCUGAAUGGGAACGGCAUGUGCUGAGACAUGGCAUGGCAAUGAAUGAAACCAACCGGGUCAUCAGUGACGAAAGCCAGGCCAAAGAGAAUGCAGAAGAGACGGUUAAGGUACCAUUGGCAGAAGAAAUGGAAAGCAGCCCAAAGAGACUGGUGGACUUUUCCCACAAGAACGAAGCUGCCAUCUGUGUCACUGUUGCUGCUACUGCUGCUGCUGAUAAUAAAUCACUCCCAGAGAUGGCAGAGGUCAAAAGUGAAUGAGCACCUGGUGUGAUUUCCGACAACCUACUUGAACAGUGAUGAAUGGGGAGGGGGCGGGCAGGGGGACAAGGAAGAAUCAAAGCUGCUUUUAGGACUGAAUGAUCUAUUUUCAAAGCACUGGUACCUGUGUGUGUGUGUGUGGGUGGGUGUGUGCGUGCGCGCGCGCGCAUGUGUGGGCAUGCAUGUGGGCGUGCGUGGGUGGGCGUGUGUGUACAUAGAUUAAAUUUAUUUAAUUGAGGACGGUGGGAUCCGUGGCUCCACGACACCCACAUGACUCUUCUGGAUCUCGACAAUGGGAAGUUACACGGUCAUAACUUUGGACUUGGCGAGAAUCAAAUUCCCAGACGCGUCUUGCAUUUUGCCUUUGUGCUCCACUGCUGGAGACUUCGGGAUUCUUUCGACGACGGAGGCGUCCCAAGGAUAGAAGAAUGCAGGGGACAAAGUUCCGUGCCCAACUUUGGGGCACUCUUUUUUUUUCUAGUUUUAAUAUACAUAUUACGCUUUUCCAGAGUGACAAAAAAAAAAACAAGAAAAAAAAGAAAGUUAAAGACUGCUUUGGCUUAAAACAGUCACCUGUUUCCUAGUACCUCAGAAUUAACCAAGGGAAAUUAAAAACAAAACAAAAAAACACAAAACAAAUCUCUGCAUUUGUGAGUACUACCUGUUGUUGUUGUGGUUAAAUAUAUAUAGAAAGACAGACUGCUGGGCAAGAUGGUGAAUGGAAGAAAAACCACAAAGUUUUAAAAGAAAGAGAAGAAAACAAAAAAAAAUUGUGCUCAAAAAUCCCUGUGGGGGGUUUAUUUCUUAAAAUACUGUGAUUUUUUUAAUUAUUUUAGUAAAAAAACAAAACAAAAAAGAGAGAAUUCCUAGAUACUGUCUGUGACUUGUCAUCUUUUAUUCCAGGUAAGCUGUUUGUUAGCGUUCAGCUAUGAUUUUAGGGCGUUGGGUUUGUUGGUUGGUUGGGCUUAUUAUUAUUUUUUUAAGACUCAUGUGAUUGACUCUGUGCCGUUCUCGUUUGCCCCAUGUCUACGUCGGCUCAGCCUGAGGGAUUACAAUACAGCACAAUUAAUUUUUUUCCCAUGUAAAGUAAUGUUACUUCCCCCGCAUUUCUCCUUUGCUCUCACCCAAUGUGAUAGGGCUGGGAAGGAGAAGUAAUUCUGGUGAAUAGAUGAUGACUUAUUAUUAUUAUUAUUUAGUUUUAAACAUGCGGAGAAAUCAAAGAAGUAACUUUUUUAAAGAAACUCAAAAACAAAAAAAGACCCUUUAACUAAAGAACCAAACUUACAGCACAACUAUGCAGGUUGUGGACCCAUCCAUGAGUCCUCAGAAUCAUUCUGUUGCUCGUCCAAUUGAACAUCUUUCACUGAUUAUUAUUUUGGUUACUUAAGAAUGGUUGCUUUUUCUUUUUUUCAAUGUGGUUUGUCUCGUUUUGGUACAAGAAGGGUCAGAGGGAGAGGGAAUCGAUAACCACAUAUAGUUCUAAAGAUCAGGUAACCCAGUUUUGCAAUACUAGGAGCCUAGAGAUCUACAUUUUGUGGACUUCAAGGAGGGAGAGAAAUCAUGGCGCCACCUCGCAUUCUUCACACGAGGGGGAACUGCAGAGCCUAAAUAGGAACGGAAGUUGUGUUUUGAGUUCCUUUUUCCAUGUAAAAAUGUUGGGAUAUCUUGCAUGAACCUGAAGGAGAAGGUCCAGGCCCAGGGGAGAAUGGUCUGAUUGUGAACAAAUGGGAUUACUUUCCAAAAGUAGAAAGUACUUGAGUGAAAUCUAGUUUUAGAAAUGCAUGUCUCUUUGGGUUGCUUUUUUUUCUCCUUUUUUCUUUUCCUUUUUUCUUUUCCUUUUUAUUGUUUUUUUUUUUAACUUUGAGGGGAAGGGAAGGGAUGGGGUGGGAAACAGGAAGCUGUGGAAAAGCUGAUGCCACACAAAAAUUCUCAAACGGAUGGCGUGAAAGAGAUGAAAAGAAAACAAACAACUACCAUUGCAUUUGUGGAGGAAAUACUACUUGAAAAAAGCAUGUAUUGAAUUUUGCAGAUUCUUAGUUUGUGAGGGUGGGCUUUCAAUUUCGGGUUUUUUUUUCCUUUUUUAAUUAUUUGGUGGGGAGGGAAAGUCAUGUGGCAAACACAUUGGAAGAAGUAUAAAUAAACAUUUUGUGUCUGAAUGUUUUCUUUUUAAUUGGCCUCAUAUCAAAUGUAUUUAAACAGUUCCAUACCUGGAUUGGAUGUUUGUAAUGGUUACCAAAAAUGAAAAAGAAAAAAAAAAAGAAAUGAUUGUGACAUGCUUUUAUCACUACUUUAUUUUUCGAAUAACAUGUAAAUAUUGUAAUCCAUUGGAUUUUUUUUGUUUUGUUUUUUGUUUAUUUUAUUUUUUGCUAACCUGUUAAUAAAUAUAUGGGACCAUUAUCCUUUUUAACAAGUCUAGAAUGUCAUAUUUUUUCUUGUGUUUUUCCCCCUCCCAAAUGUAUCCUUUGAUAUAUUGUGGACACACAUUUUAGAUGCAUUAUUACGAUUCUGUUGGCUGUAAUGAUGACCUAGGAUUGAGAGUAACAUCCUUUUUUUAUUUGUUUAAUUUAUACAGAGGACUUUUUUCAGAGUUUGAGAGAAGGAAAUAAAUAGCAAAAUGAUAA